AUGGACACCUUCCGACAGUUAUCAGAGCACUUCAUCGGGCACGCAGAGGAGCUUUGCGAGCAGCUCAUGCUUGGUCUCCAGGUGGACGUUCAUCUUGAGAGAGUCAAAGACGACCUCGUCAAUGCGAAAGAUGGGUUCAGUUUCAUCAGCCACCCGCAUAACAAACUGUCCCACGCCCAGCUACUUAAACAGGCCUGCACUCCGUAUUCCGGACUGUUCGACGAGAGCCACGGGACAUGGAAAGUUACCGCAGUCGCCCGCUACCAGAAGACAGCAGAGAGGCUGCUCGAGUUCCUUGCAGGUUGUUUCCAUACGACAAGCGGCCAGACUGGUCGGUCAUCGGAGCUCUUCAGCCUUACAUACCAAAACAGCGCUUUCGGUGAACGCGGACUAUACAUCCACAAUGGCUCAGUCAUGACGCUCACACGGCAUCACAAAGCAAAGCGUUCAACCAAUCGAGAAUUCAACGUUGUACGCUUCCUUCCUCUCCGAGUCGGCCGGGUUAUAUUUCGAUACCUUGUCUACAUCCGUCCUUUCCUUACAACGCUUGGUAAAGAGC
Messenger RNA from Microdochium trichocladiopsis, 559 nucleotides. RefSeq lists its product as uncharacterized. The record is from RefSeq and is a predicted model, not a curated record. Lineage: Eukaryota; Fungi; Ascomycota; Sordariomycetes; Xylariales; Microdochiaceae. The annotation marks the transcript as partial. The transcript has a single exon.